AAGUCAACUCAUUCUCCCCCUGGUCUCGAUACUGAGGUGCGCCUCCUCUUCCUCGAACGCAAGAUCAAGGCGAGUCUUGUGCGCGGGCAAGAGGACAUACCCGCCUGUUUAGCUCGGCUCGAUAGCCUGCUCCGUCUUGAAGUAACUUUGCCGCAAUUAGCUCGCUGCUGGACUUUGAUCGAAACCAUUAAAAAGUGUCGGCGCUAUAACCGUUCUAUCGACGUGAAGAUGGCUGCUCAGGAGGUCUUCAAUAAGUUCCUAAAAAUCUAUGCUAAUGCCGAGGAAGAUGAGCUGGAGUCUUCUCAUCUUGAACUCGCAAGACAACAACUUGAGCUCAAACCCAAUCAGACUCAACUAAAGGACUCCUCCAAAACCGGCGAAUCCAUCAUACCUGCAGCUGCCCUAUCGAAUUCAAUUCCCGAUGCCUCUAGAAAGAUGGCAUUGAGUAGCCUGCAUUCCACCCCAUUUCUUUUGGCCAAUUUCAAUAUUCCUAGUACGCUUUCAUCUCAGCAACUUGACAAAAAGACCGCCACUUUUGCUUCAAUGCUGUCAAUGGCCACGGCACUCGCCUCCCAACAUCUCCCUUCCUCUUCUAACAGGCCUCUUUCGACACCAAACCUUACCUCUACCUCUGGCUCUAACCUCUCAUCAGACUCGAUCUCAGCCAAUCCCAUCAAUUCUGCCCCUCUCAUUAACUCUAUAACUUCUGCCACUCCUGUUGCAAUGACUACUAUGGCCAAUCUGGCUUACGCCUAUCCCGGCCCCAGAUCCAUGGCCGAGCUUUUCCAAAUUACACCUGCUCAGCUGGCACUACAUAGGAAAACAAUCAAUACAGGCCUUUCCUUUCCUGGGUCUCGAGACUCGCUUUCGACUAUCUCUAGUUUGGGACUUGAUGGUGCCCCACCUGCUGAUGGAUUAGUUCAGCAUCUAUCUUCUGCCACAGAGGAAAAUAGUCUCUGCUACGAAGCAUCAUCUUCAUCACCCUUUUGUGGUCCUGUCCUAGCUUCAGCCCAGUCUACUGUCGAAAUGGGAUUCUCACCUACUUCAGUCGUCACGACUCAAUCGAUGCCCCUUCCAUCAAACUCAAGUCGAGCGGAUCAACUGGAAAGUAGGCUUGUAACUAUCUCUCCGACUGCCUCUUCCACUUCGGACGACAUUCAUCCUAAGGAGUCUUCUCAACAACCUGCUAUAUCAUCCUCUCCACCUUGUCUUACGUCAGGAGCAAAAUUAAAAGCUGACUCAUCUCUACCAUCUCUGUUCGAUCAGGCCUUGAAGGUCCUAUCACCUUCAAUCGACAUACCGCCCAACCAGAAUGGACCGUUCGCCUUGGUUGACAGUGCUGAGCAAUCGGUUUCGGAAGACAAAAGACACAACGAGUCUUGCUUUAGUAUAAAAGCGGUUACAUCUGAAACAUCUUACGAGAGAAAUUUAUAUGAAGAUCCUUGUGUCAGUAUCAAAGAUAAAUGUAAAGAUGAAAUUAGUGUAGGUGGAGAGGAAGAGUCCUCUCUACCAACGGCUAAUGAUUUUGAACUUCUUGAUGAAUGUGGCGGUGAACAGAUUGGCUUGUCGCCGGGACAGGUAACCGACAAGCCUCUUGUCUCAAACGCAUUGUCAUCUAUCGUUAAAAUGACGAUCCCUUUGACACCUCCACCUCCCACAAAAUCGUCUCGGCUCCAAGAGGAAUCCCAUCAAGCGUUUGUUGAACAUGAGACUUCCAGUAAUCCACCUGCUUCACUUAUCUCUUCUAUAAACGGAUCUCGGAAUAUUGUCUCCCCUAAUGCUUCUUCUUGCUCACCCACGAAGCCCGCAUCCCCUUUUUUGCCCGUCUCGAUUAUUCCUUCUCUUAGCUCGCUUGUUCCAGCUGCAACUGCUCCAGCCGGAACUAACCCCCCUACAGCCCUGUCCGCACUGUCGCCGUCUCCCCACGAAGGUUAUAUACCUACUCAUCUAAAUCCCUCGGAUGAGCCGCUGCCUGUCUACACUCCAUGCCGUCGCACAUCCUCCGUCGUUUCCUCUAUCCUUUAUAGUGAAAUUCAAAUGAUUUCCCCCUCAUUAGCUGCCUGCCAAUCUGCUUCUUGCCAUUCGCCUUUAUCGGAGGAAGAAGACUGUCCUCACACCUCCCCUUUUAAGACUGAGGAAAUCGUAAAGUGCGCAGAUUUGCCCUCUACGAACCCAAUAGAAGGUAAUGACUGUCCUCACUUACCUCAUAUUCACAAAGGAAGCCAUCCCAUUUCUUCACCUUCCCAGGAGGCCACAAAAGUCACAAAUUGCGCCAAGGAAAAUGUUCUCUCCUCCCCUUAUGGCUCUCCCUCUUCAUCGUCUUCAUCGUCUUCAUCAUCUUCCUCUUCUUCAUCUUCAGCCUCUUCAGACGAUCUAGAAAGCGAUGAAGAGCCAGAGGAAGGCGAGGUACGAAAUUUACGGCAGCCACGCUUGAGCGCCAAGCAAUAUAUGCCACAUAAACAUGAGAAAUUCCUACAGUCUUCAGGGUUGGAUCUUGUUGACGAUUGUUCUAAGGUUUCAGACACGAAUUCACCUAUUCCUUCUGGUCCUCCAUCUUCCUCUCCUUCAGUGAGGAUCCGGCUCAAAUCAAUGGGUCUUCCGUCGGUUCUCACCACCCCUAUUGCUUCCGUUACCACUGCAGGCGUGCAGCAACCUGAUGUACAACCAAUCGCGCAUUCUAGGCUUAUUUAUCGUUGCCGGAGCCCCCAUGCACUUCCUCAUCCGCUUGAACAUUACCAGCGCUGUCUGGCCUCAGCUCUGAAGCGCUAUGCUGGAGGGGAGCUGUAUGCUUCUGAGGAAAAGCGACCUUUAAAUCGGGUCCCCACUCGUACAUCCGUUUUAUCGAAGGCUUCCAGCGACUUAAUGCAUUCUUCACUCAAAAAUUUACAAGAGAACAGUAGCCCAGCCAAACGCAGAAAGUUAUCGUCGUAUCCAGCGACAGUCCGUUCAGAGAGGUAUUAG
This is a messenger RNA of Protopolystoma xenopodis, 2961 nucleotides long. NCBI's taxonomy places the organism in Eukaryota, Metazoa, Platyhelminthes, Monogenea, Polystomatidea, Polystomatidae. The record is from the annotation of a GenBank genome assembly.